This is a messenger RNA of Vigna angularis (adzuki bean), 648 nucleotides long. RefSeq lists its product as uncharacterized. Lineage: Eukaryota; Viridiplantae; Streptophyta; Magnoliopsida; Fabales; Fabaceae. Bases 1 to 606 code for a protein of 201 amino acids. Gene Ontology annotation, cellular component: U5 snRNP. The transcript has 5 exons. The record is from RefSeq and is a predicted model, not a curated record.
AUGUUGGCCAACGAAGUGAAGACGGAAUCGUGUUCCGUCCGGCCCAGCGAAGUAGGGGCGCGUUCAAGGUCUCGCUUCGUCCCACCUCCUUUCGUCCCUAUGCCGGAGUGCCGCCGGAGCAUCGCCAGAGCAUCGCCGGAGAAUCGCCGGAGUGUGGACUGUUCGGUGGACGAAAAAGAGGGGUUUUCCAGGUUGUUAGUCCCACCCACACAUUUUUCUUCGUGUGUGUUCCAACCGGCACACGUUGUGUUCACUCAAGAAGGAUAUGAGAAGUUAGCUCGGGCAAAAGAAGGCCCAUCAAAUCAACAUUUGGCUAGUGGAGAAGCCUCUAGCACUGGUGAAGGUGAUUAUGAUAUGUUUGCUGACGAGGAUGAUAACAGUAAGCCAUCUACAGAUGAAAAUAAUACAGUUAGUCAAUCUUCAUCGGACGCCAUAAAUUCUGGCACUGAGGGUGGAGCAUUGCAAAAUGAUUAUGUGUAUGAUGAAUCUUCUGGGUACUAUUAUAGCAGCAGUUUGGGCUAUUAUUAUGAUCCAAAUACCGGGCUUUAUUGCUCUGCAGCAUCAGGACAAUGGGUGAUUAGUUGUAUAAUUAACACCUUUGGCUGAGAGGAGGGAAAUAAUAUUGUAUGUUUGUUGGGAGAGGCAAAG